Molecule: messenger RNA, 954 nt
Organism: Brienomyrus brachyistius
Lineage: Eukaryota; Metazoa; Chordata; Actinopteri; Osteoglossiformes; Mormyridae
Product: retinol dehydrogenase 8-like
Exons: 6
Coding region: 1-954 (317 amino acids)
Biological process (GO): estrogen biosynthetic process
Cellular component (GO): cytoplasm
Molecular function (GO): estradiol 17-beta-dehydrogenase [NAD(P)+] activity
Source: RefSeq, a predicted model, not a curated record
AUGGCAGAAGGUACACAGAAGGUUGUGCUCAUCACCGGCUGCUCCUCUGGGAUUGGUUUACAGACAGCUGUGAUGCUGGCAAAAGAUAAGAAAAAGCGCUACCAUGUUAUUGCCACCAUGAGGGAUCUGAAGCGAAAGGACAAACUGCUGGAAGCGGCAGGUGAUGCCUAUGGGAAGACACUGGCUCUGCAGACGCUUGAUGUUUGUAGUGAUGAAUCGGUCAGACAGUGCGUCAGCAGCUUGAAGGACCAACACAUUGAUGUGCUCAUCAACAAUGCUGGUAUUGGUCUAGUUGGCCCAGUGGAAUGCAUCAGUAUGGAGGAAAUGAAGAAGAUCUUUGAGACCAACUUUUUUGGUGUGGUGCGCAUGAUUAAACAUGUGAUGCCAGACAUGAAGAGGAGGCGUGGUGGACACAUCAUUGUAGUGAGCAGUGUCAUGGGGUUACAAGCUGUGGUGUUUAAUGAUGUCUAUGCGGCUUCCAAAUUUGCCAUGGAGGGUUUCUGUGAGAGCCUGGCUGUGCAGCUGCGCAAGUUUAAUGUCACUUUAUCCAUGAUUGAGCCUGGACCAGUACACACAGGUUUCGAGGCCAAAAUGGUGGAGGAUGUGUCACAGAAGGAGUUCCCUGGGACAGACCAUGAUACUGUGCACUACUUCAAGAAUGUCUACCUGCCAUCUUCCAUUGACAUCUUUGAGGCUCUGGGCCAGACGCCAGGUGAUAUUGCCAGGUGCAUAAAUAAAGUCAUGGAGCAGAGACGGCCACAUUUUCACAACCUGACCAACCCAAUGUACACGCCCAUCUUGGCCUUGAAGUACGCAGAUGAGACAGGCGAUCUCUCACUACAUGCCUUCUACCACAUGCUCUUUGACUUCGGCACGCUGAUGCGCAUCACCACAAGCAUGAUGAAGUGUCUGACCUGCGGCUGCCUGCGCAGUCGCACCAUCUCGCCUGACUGA